Larimichthys crocea (large yellow croaker) is the source of this 805-nucleotide messenger RNA. RefSeq names its product transmembrane protein 169. Lineage: Eukaryota; Metazoa; Chordata; Actinopteri; Sciaenidae. The record is from RefSeq and is a predicted model, not a curated record.
AUGAUUCCUCAGACAGAUAUAUCAGGAAAUCAUGUGGAUGAUGGAGAAGUUGGGCCCUCCAUAAGGAGGAAGAGGAGGAAGAAGAAAGACCCGCGUCCGGAGUCCAUCAUCGUCUACCGCUCUGAAAUGGAGAGGGCACCCGGAGAGGACCAGGGCACAGGAGGAGGUUGGAGCCUUCCUCCAGACAGCCGCUACGUCACCCUGACAGGCACCAUCACCCGAGGAAAGAAGAAGGGUCAAGUGGUGGACAUUCACCUCACUUUGACAGAGAAGGAACUCAGGGAUCUGGCUAAGUCGAGGGAACGUCUUGAUGCGGAGUGUGAGGGGGGAAGGCCUAAACGCAACUGCAGCUUAGGCGUGUGCGAGGGACCCCAUGUUGUCCUGUGGAGCGCUCCUGUGCACCCGUGGUUUUCCUCCUCUCCUCAUCACCUCCUUCUACAUGGCACUCUCACCUGGUACAAUGUUUUCCUGGUGUACAAUGAGGAGCGGACGUUCUGGCACAAGACACAAAUCCCCCUUCCUCAUCACUUCUACCCAGCUUAUCAUGCCAUGGCGCUGCUCUGGCUCUGUACCGCUGUGGUGCAGGUGUCCUGGGCUUUCAGCGAGUGGUGGUUGAGUAGACCGGAGAAAGGCUUCUGCGGUUGGGCCUGUGGGAAGCUGGGACUGGAGGACUGCUCCCCUAGACAUAGCCGAGCUGCUGACUCUGAUACUGUUUCUGCCCUGCAGAGUAAGGCUCCGAGUGAACUCGCCCAGACAUCGUCAGUGUGAAGUGGAGGGGGCGCUGAAGUAUAAGACAUAUGUUGAC